CCGGCGUGCCCGGAACGGGGACCUCCUCCGGAGCAGCCCGCCGGCCACUUCCUGGUAGUGCUGGUGGUGUCGGCGCCGGCCAACGAGGGCGCCCGCGACACGCUGCGCGACACGUGGUUCCGCUCCUGCCCGCAGGACGGCGACGUGCGGUGCUACUUCGUGUCGGGGACCGCCGGUCUCCCGAAGGACACGGUGCGCGAGCUGGAGGACGAGCGAGACCGCCACCACGAUCUGCUGCUGCUGCCCGAAGUCACCGACACGUUCGCCAAUCUCACGCUCAAGGUGCUGACGGCUCUCGUGUGGGCGGACGAGAAGGCGGGGGCACAGUACGUGCUCAAGUGUGACGACGACACGUUCGUCCGGCUGCCGAAGAUCGUCAACGAGCUGAAGGAGGGCGAAACAGCACUGUCGUCCGCAUCACUCUACUGGGGGUUCUUUGAUGGACGUGCUGCUGUGCAGAAGAAGGGCAAGUGGCAGGAAAACGACUGGAUUUUGUGCGACCAUUACCUCCCGUAUGCCCUCGGAGGCGGUUACAUCCUGGGUUCCAGACUGCUGCAUUACAUUACUCGUAACCGUCAUGACCUCCAGCUGUUCUACAACGAGGACGUGUCGGUGGGGACGUGGCUGGCCCCCCUGAAGGAUGUGCGGCGCGUGCACGACCCGCGGUUCGACACGGAGUACAAGUCGCGUGGCUGCCACAACAGCUACCUGGUGACGCACAAGAAGAGCGCCGCGGAGAUGGCGGCCAUGUGGGAGCAGUUGCGCUGGGGCUCGGACCGGCUGUGCCCCGGGGGGCAGGAGACGCGCCUGCGGCUGUCCUACCGCUACGACUGGCUGGCGCCGCCCUCUCUCUGCUGCCGCCGGCACGACCCCUCCGUCCCGUGAGGCCCGGCGUCGGCACUGCAGCACUGUUCCCUUCUCCUCCUCCGUCGUCUUCGUAUUCCCCCUUAUCGUUCGACAGUUUGUGCGCAGAAUUUCCUAUUCUGCUUACUACUGAAAAAUUGGUACUGUCGUGUGAUCUCGCUAUUCAGAUAUCUGGGUUUGCACCCGAAUUACUGUAGUCACAUUUCACAGUGUUUCCAACAGCUUCCCUAAUUGUCUUUGUCGCAUGUGGUAUGCAGAUUUCAUCACUCACCAUUCAGAAUGGGACUGUGCAUGCUAUCCUAACAAAUGUUUCCAGGCACCCUGAAGAAUGAGAAAGUCUCGUAAAAUUCUAAAGCUGAACAAAAGGCUGUGUCAAACUGCUCAAAGGAAAACUUCUUAUAAGAACAUCGACAUCUACAUAUAUACCGGGUGAUCAAAAAAUCAGUAUAAAUUUGAAAACUGAAUAAAUCACGGAAUAAUGUAGAUAGAGAGGUACAAAUUGACACACAUGCUUGGAAUGACAUGGGGUUUUAUUAGAACCAAAAAAAUACAAAGGUUCAAAAAAUGCCCGACAGAUGGCACUUCAUCUGAUCAGAAUAGCAAUAAUUAGUAUAACAAAGACAAAGCAAAGAUGAUGUUCUUUACAGGAAAUGCUCAAUAUGUCCACCAAUCAUUCCUCGGCAAUAGCUGCAAUGGUGAGGUAUUGGCGUCGGAUGUUGUCUUUCAGCAUCCCUAGAGAUGUCAGUCGAUCACGAUACACUUGUGACUUCAGGUAAGCCCAAAGCCAAUAAUCGCGUGGACUGAGGUCUGGGGACCUGGGAGGCCGAGCAUGACGAAAGUGGCGGCUGAGCACACGAUCGUCACUAAACGACGUGCACAAGAGAUCUUUCACGCAUCUAGCAAUAUCGGUUGGAGCGGCAUCCUGCAUAAAUACCGUACGUUCCCCUCUCACCCGUCAGGGUAGCAGUCACUGACGUUUUGCUGUCCAGCGCCAUCUGUCGGACAUUUUGUGAACUAUUU
Molecule: messenger RNA, 1884 nt
Organism: Schistocerca nitens (vagrant locust)
Lineage: Eukaryota; Metazoa; Arthropoda; Insecta; Orthoptera; Acrididae
Product: beta-1,3-galactosyltransferase 6-like
Exons: 4
Biological process (GO): glycosaminoglycan biosynthetic process
Cellular component (GO): membrane
Molecular function (GO): UDP-galactosyltransferase activity
Source: RefSeq, a predicted model, not a curated record